Messenger RNA from Chelmon rostratus (copperband butterflyfish), 945 nucleotides. It is a transcript of the gene lamtor3, whose product is annotated as late endosomal/lysosomal adaptor, MAPK and MTOR activator 3. Gene Ontology annotation, biological process: positive regulation of TOR signaling; cellular response to amino acid stimulus. NCBI's taxonomy places the organism in Eukaryota, Metazoa, Chordata, Actinopteri, Chaetodontiformes, Chaetodontidae. Gene Ontology annotation, cellular component: Ragulator complex. The transcript has 7 exons. Bases 140 to 514 code for a protein of 124 amino acids. The record is from RefSeq and is a predicted model, not a curated record.
CCGGAAACAAAACAAGUCAGUCAUGUGAUUUCUGCUCGUGCCUCUUGUCCAGUAUGUCGCUGUUAUAUGUUAAGUCAGUCAAAUAAGGAUUGAAAGAAGUUGCCAGCUGUCUGGACAGCACGAUAAAACACUGGCCGCCAUGGCUGAUGAUUUGAAGAGAUACCUGUACAAACAGUUGCAGAGUGUCGAAGGUCUUCAUGCUAUUGUAGUGACAGACAGGGAUGGUGUCCCAGUUAUCAAAGUUGCCAAUGACAACGCCCCAGUCCACGCGCUGAGACCCGGCUUCCUGUCCACCUUCGCUCUGGCCACAGAUCAGGGCAGCAAGCUGGGCCUUUCCAAAAACAAGAGCAUCAUCUGCUACUACAACACCUACCAGAUUGUGCAGUUCAAUCGGUUGCCACUGGUCAUCAGUUUCAUCGCCAGCAGCAAUGCCAACACAGGUCUCAUCAUGAGUCUGGAGAAGGAGCUGGCCCCUCUAAUAGAGGAGCUCAGGCAGGUGGUGGAGGUGACAUAAGCUGUGACAGGACGGCCAUGAGCAGGAUCCACAGCAGAAUCACCCUCUGGACCACACGCUGCUCACCGAAUCUCUCUGUCUCUUAUGGUGCAUUCAUGUGUUGUGGGAAAACCUGUCUGGAGGUUUUCACACCUCCAUGUAAUGACUUGGAAGUGUAAACAUCUCCUGACUUGUUCACAUCAUGAUUGAGCUUUCCUCUACACUUUUUGUUCUGUCGACUUUGCUUUCUGCCAUUUUCUGUAGAAUUUAGAUCUCCUCGUCAGCAUUUUCACAGCUUAGACAGAGUUUAUAUGUCAAAUCAAAUGUCAAGUCUGAAUAAAUGUUUUAUUUUAGCACCCAAAAGUGGUUUUGCUGUUUUUUUCAUUGUUAGGGUUUUAAUGUAAAAAUAUAUUGUUUUUAUUGUACUCGUACAAUAAAGGUCAAGUCCUCCA